UCAUGGCUUCCUGCGAGCGAAGACCAAGUCGAAGUCUCGUGGUAGCUCCCAAGCUCGUCGAGAGGGUGAGACAGAGAGAGACUGGGAAGCAUCUUCGCCAGUGCAUUGACUCUUCACGUCAACUGCGAAGCAAUCACCUCAAUUGUACACCACCUUACUCGAUCCUUCUGAGAUCUUUUCCUACUCCCUGGAAUCUCUGCCUCUUUUCCUCCCUGCUUGUGGCUGUCUUGUCUUUGUGCCUGUGGGGUGCUUUUUGUUUGCAUCUCUUUUGUUCUUUUCCGGAUCAAAUAUGCUGCUGCACUCCCACAAGUUGUCGGGCCUCAAGACCAAGAAGGUACUGUUUGAAGAGAAUUUCCCUGCACUUGAUUCUGGCACAUUGGAAUACUUAAAAGAUUUGAGUUCCAGAAGGAAAGCACUUGAAGAAUCUAUAAAUGGAACUAGUUUCACCUCGGAGGUUAUUCAAAGGGAGAUGUCUGGAGGGCUCACUUCUCAAUGCCAAAGGGACUUACAAAAGUUGGAGCUCUAUUUGCCUUUGCUGGAGAACCUAAUAUUGCAACUUGACAAGAUUGAAAACAAGAAUCGGGUCUUUCGAUGGACAUCAGAGCUUAGGUUACGGUGGUCUAGUGCGAUCAACGCGUCUUCUAUGCUCAAUCUUGGGACUCCUAAAUUUUUCCAGAUCAAUGAUCUAAGGUUCGAGCUUGGGAUGGUUCUCUUCCUUUAUGGUGCACUUUUGCGGGAGAGAGCCCUUGAGAUUAUUAUGUCGCAGGAUCUUGCAGAGUCUUGUACACUUUUCAGGAAAGCAGCUGGAGUUUACAACUAUCUGGCCGAGGAUGUGCUUCCUGUUCUGCAGCCUCUUCUUCCUCGCGAAAGACCCAUAGAGGUUAUGACAUCUAUGUCUAAUGUCAUGAAACUUAUUUGCCUUGCUGAAGCACAGGCUGUGACAACAAAUAGAGCUGAACAAAGGGCAAGCAGCCAAAACCUCCUCACUAAACUACAGUACGGUGUAACUCAGUUCCUUCUUGAGGCUAGAUACAUCAUGAAAUCAGAUGUGGACCUGUACAAUGUGUCAAAUCGGCUUGUUGACUUCAUUUCCCUGAACUGCCUACUGCACCAGGCAAGAGGUCAAAAGCAUGUUGCAAUUGAACUGUAUGAAGAAGGGAAGAUUGGUCUUGCAAUAGGAGUGCUGCGUGAUGCUGUCAGCAACAUGAGUGGAAGAUCACCUAGCAAUGAGUCUUGGCAUGCAGUUUUUAGUGAAGAGAAGAGUGCACUUAGAGUAAUCUUGAAAAGAUACGAAGAUGAGAAUGGGUUUAUAUACCUUGAGAGGAUCCCUGAUGCGUAUGAGCUGCCAAGUUUGGAGGGGAAGAGAAUCGUAGAGGCCAUUCCUUAUGCUCCAAAGAGAUUAGGAAGAGAGCUCAUGUUCAGGAUCUGACAAGCAAAGGCUGGAUCAAAAUAAAUUGUUCAUAUGGUGUGGAAGAAUCCUAAUGGCCUGUCAGUUUGCGAGGGAAGAAGAUUGUGAAUGGUGUUUCUAUAUGGUAAUGCAUGUGGAGUUCGUCUUAUGAUCUACUCAUCAAGGUUUUCUCACAUGAAAGCACAAGUUUAUUUCUCAAAUCCUUGCAGGAGGCUGUCAAUAUUCCAGUUGGCUUUGCCUACAAAAGUUAAACAGGAGUGCUCAGUUUGCACUUUAGGUCGGCUUCCUGAGCUCCUGUGAUUUGGUCUUCAUUGAGUGAACACAAAUUCAAAGGGCAACUUAGUUUGCAAGAUGAAGUGUGAUUAACUGAAAUAGAAGCAGGUCAAUCCAUCUCAACUUCCAUUCUGGCUGCUUAAAACUGAGUUCCGGACAGGAGUUUCUAAAUGUAAAAAAUUUGGCUAUAGCAGGUGUCAAACCCUUUCCUCUUGUUAUUUUGUCAAUUUUUUGAGUCUUCUGUUCUUUUCCUUGUGGAUAUGGGCAGACCUGCACUUACACAUGUGCACAAGCAUGUGUUCGUCUGUGAGUGUGUGUGUGUGUAUAUAUAUGCAUGAGUGUGUGUAUGCGAGCAUACAUGAAAAUAGAAAACAUAUAAAUGUUGCUGUACUUGUAUAUACCUUCUUACAUGAAAAUAGAGAAACAUAUAAAUGUUGCUGUACCUGUA
Molecule: messenger RNA, 2129 nt
Organism: Nymphaea colorata (pocket water lily)
Lineage: Eukaryota; Viridiplantae; Streptophyta; Magnoliopsida; Nymphaeales; Nymphaeaceae
Exons: 6
Coding region: 290-1429 (379 amino acids)
Source: RefSeq, a predicted model, not a curated record